Necator americanus (New World hookworm) is the source of this 2589-nucleotide messenger RNA. RefSeq lists its product as uncharacterized. The transcript has 22 exons. Gene Ontology annotation, cellular component: membrane. The record is from RefSeq and is a predicted model, not a curated record. The coding region runs from base 1 to 2589 and encodes 862 amino acids. NCBI's taxonomy places the organism in Eukaryota, Metazoa, Nematoda, Chromadorea, Rhabditida, Ancylostomatidae.
AUGAUUCUACUCAUCCUAUUCGUUGCUGUUGCAUCCGCAAUGGAGUUCGUUCCAUACAAACCAAGUGAACCGUAUCGAUGUGGAAUGUUCUUACAGAAACGAAUCGAUGACAAAACACUUAAUUACUUCUAUUCAAGUAUCAGUUAUUUUCUUUCCCUCUUCUCAAAGACAUUCCCUCAUAAAGAACUUCUGAAUCGACAAGCGUUACUGGGUGACUUCGAUGCGAUUCGAGUAUCCGUUGAGACCAAGUAUCCAGACUGGUGGUCAUGGCAAAGGAACUGGAUUCUCUUCGCCGCUUGUUUACUUACGAUAGGAAUACUAGUGCCUAUCAUUUAUCUUUUGUACAGAUGUUGUGUUUGCUGUUGUUUACCUCGUUCCCAAAGAAAGCAAACAACUGAUUCACGAUAUGACGGGUGCAAAAGAAAUCUCUUCAAUGCGGUUAUGACAUUUUUGGUUUUCUUAGAUGUUUUUGCUGCUGCAACUCUACUAAUUACGGAACAACAUGCAGAAUACGGGUUGGAGGAACUUCCAAGUCGUCUGAAUUACUGUAUUGAUGAUCUAAAUUUGUACAAACGAAAUACAGAUGCGAGGAUACGAAAACUUCUCAUCGAUGACUAUCAAAUGCUUAAUCGUACCAUAGCGGCGCAACUAUCAAAUGCUGGACAUAUGAUGAUCCAAACUGUGAAGAAGCUUACCGGAGCACAAAGUGUCGAUGCGUUGAUGAAUAUAAGCAAAAGUGCUGGAGAAAUUCAUCAGAGCUUGCUCGAGACGAACAUACAAUUCAAACAACUUAUCAUCGAUUAUUCGCAAUUUGAAGUGGAAUACAGUCGUAUGCGCCAAACAUUAACCGAUGAACUGCAACAAUGUAUUAGAGACGAAACUGAUUCUGUGAAAGCGUUAUGUCACAAAGCAGAGAAAGUUCUCGAAGAAUUGGUACCCGUUCGAUUGAGAAUCACAUCGAAUACCUUUUCGGAAGAUGUGGAUACGGCUUUGGAAGUAGUGACAGCAGCUAACAUUCCACAACUUUUAAGCGAAACUGUGGAUCGUUUCACAGCGAUGCAACGUCGAUUACAAAUGGAAAUCGAUAAGAAGAUUCACUCAUCUCAAACAGUGUUGAAGCAAAUUGCGGACAGCUUAUUCGUCGUAGCCGAAAAAGUUUCCACUCAAAUCCGACAGGUCAAUUUCGACACAUUGUACGAUGUUGUAGCUCAUGCAUCUGAUCCCAAAGACAAUCCAGCAGUUAAAUAUAUACAUUACAGUCGAUGGGUAUCGUUAGCAAUCGUAUCCGUGUUCAUGCUUAUCGCUUUGUGUUUCUUGCUUGGUUUAUUUUAUGGAAUAUGUGGAAGAAGGCCUACGUUCUAUAAUGAUGAUUGUUGCGUGCGGUCAACUGGUGGGAAAUUCUAUUCGUGUGGUAUAUGGAUGACAGUUGUUACAUUUACAAUACUUUCGGCCAUUACUGCUCUUCUCUUCUUUGUUGUCGGAAAUACAUCGGAUAUCGUGUGUGGAACGUUGCGUGAUCCUCUUUCUCGACCGGAUAUAAUUGAGUUGGGCGAGCGCUACGUGGAGAUUAUACGUAGCAGAAAGAAAUCCACCGACGAUUUGUUAUCCUUACUCGGAAAUGUUCCAUUGGUAGACCUCAUACGGGCAUGCCAACGAAAUGAAACACUAUACGACGUGUUUGAGCUUGACAAGCUUUAUCACCUUAAAAGACUAAAGGUAAUCGAAAAAUCAGAGUAUGAACAACUGGAAGGGUUACUUCAGCUCACUUUUGCUGAUCUACCACCAUUCGAAUCGUUCAAUAACACCAUAUCGACGGUUUCGUUUGAUCGUUUGCAACAGCUGGCUGCGAUCGAAAUUCCUGAGAUCAGCCGUGCUGUCGUCUCAGAUAUUGAGGCUGCAAUCAAGGCGUUGGACAUAUCAGCGAAAGCAAAAACGUUCGAGAACACCAUCGACUCAAAUUGGAUUCGACCAAAAGUUGUUUCCUCAAUGAUGGAACAAAUUGAGAAGAUUGAUAUCGAACUUGCUCGACCUCUUCGUCUAAGACUUGGGAAUAUAGCGAAAAAUCUGACACUUAUCAAUGAACGGCUGACUGGGAUGAAAAUUCCAGUAAAUUCGCUGCUGGGGAAACUGCAACACUCUCAAGCAUUACUUUCAGAAGAUUUGAGGGAUAGUUUGCAAAAAGCAGCCAAACAGCAAUUGCAUGAUAUUGUUGCGAAUGUUGACGUUUACGUCGAUCAUGUAAAAUACGAGAUGCAACAUGAGGUAUCUUCAUGCACACCGGUCAUGGAGAUAUUUUCAUCGUCAACUGAAGCUGUUUGCGACCAAACCAUUGAUCCAAUGAACGGUGCAUGGAUGUCAAUGCUCGUGAGCCUGUUGUGUCUGCUGCCGAUUCUCAUUGUUUCCACUUCACUCGUUAAUCUCUACGAUAAAAUGCAUUCCUAUCCAAAAUAUAAGCUUUCCAGUGUUGUUGAAACCCCGCAGGAGCAUCAUCAAAUGUCGUCAUUUAUCACAGACAUCUAUGAGACGCGCCAAAAACCCGGCUUCUCACACUACUCUUACGGAAACAAUUAUCCUCGCAACUUCCGGUAG